Nicotiana tabacum (common tobacco) is the source of this 405-nucleotide messenger RNA. RefSeq lists its product as uncharacterized. Lineage: Eukaryota; Viridiplantae; Streptophyta; Magnoliopsida; Solanales; Solanaceae. The record is from RefSeq and is a predicted model, not a curated record.
AUGGUGCAUGGUAUUCCGCAUACCAAAAAGAUUUUCAUAGGAGGAGAUUUCAAUGGCCACAUUGGCGCAACAUUUGGGGGGUAUGAUGAUGUGCAUGGUGGCUUUGGUUUUGGAGAUAGAAACGGAGGAGGAACUUAUUUGCUGGACUUUUCUAGAAUGUUUGAUUUGGUGAUAGCAAACUCGAGUUUCCCGAAGAAUAUGGAGCACUUGGUCACCUUUCGAAGUUCGGUGGCCGAGACUCAAAUUGAUUAUCUACUUUAUAGAAAGUCCGAUAGAGGUCUUUGCACAGAUUGCAAGGUCAUCCCGAGUGAUAACCUCUCGUCCUUUUAUAGGCUCCUAGUCAUGGACCUUGAGAUCACGGGGAAGAUGGCGGUGUAUAGCCAAUAUAGCAGUGAAGAGCCUUAA